Pteronotus mesoamericanus is the source of this 795-nucleotide messenger RNA. RefSeq names its product claudin 25 (gene CLDN25). Lineage: Eukaryota; Metazoa; Chordata; Mammalia; Chiroptera; Mormoopidae. Gene Ontology annotation, molecular function: structural molecule activity. Gene Ontology annotation, biological process: bicellular tight junction assembly; cell adhesion. The record is from RefSeq and is a predicted model, not a curated record. Gene Ontology annotation, cellular component: plasma membrane; bicellular tight junction.
AUGGAUGAAGCCAGAUUGAUUAACCUCACCUGGUGUCACCUGGUGACACAGCAUGCUGCAGGUGCAGUGCAGGAAGAAUCACUGCUGCAGCCUGGGGACAACAUGAAAUGUCACGGUCCCAGCCACCUGGCUCAGGACCACGCCUGUGCUGUCUGUGGGAAAGCCCAGCCCGGGGGACGGCUCCUCUCUCUCCUCAGCUGGAUCUACUCCUGUGUCACCACCACUCUGCCUCAGCGGAAGACUCUCAGCCUGGAUCUGAAUGAAACUGAGACCUGGAUCAUGGGCCUUUGGGAGGUCUGCAUGAAUCAGGAGGAAGUUGCCACUGUGUGCCAGGCUUUUGAGUCCUUCUUAUCUCUGCCGCAGGAGCUCCAGGCAUCCCGCAUCCUCAUGGUGGUCUCCCAUGGGCUGGGAUUAUUGGGGCUUCUGCUCUCGGGCUUUGGAUCCGAAUGCUACCAGUUUCACAGGAUCAAAUGGGAAUUUAAGAGGCAGCUUUGCAUCCUCGGAGGAACUUUGGAGGCAUCAGCUUCAGCCAAGACCCUCUUUUCAGUCUCCUGGGUGGCCUAUGCCACAAUUCAAGACUUCUAGGAUGACAGCAUCUCUGAGAUUGUGCCUCGGUGGGAGUUUGGAGAUGCCCUCUGCUUGGGCUGGGCCACCGGUAUUUUCCUGGCUCUUGCUGGGUUACUCCUCAUCUGCUUGACCUGCAGGGGAAAAGAAGUGCCUUUUCCCCAGGUGGCUGGUCCUACAGCGCACCACACUGUGCUCCAAUUGAGGAGUCUGAUGGGUCCUUCCAUCUAA